AUGCCAGAGUUUGCCAAGGUGCGCUGCUGGCCCAGUAUGGAGACCAACGGUCAGGUUCUGGUGUGGUUCCACUGUGACGGAGAGGAACCCGGCUGGAUGGUACCAGAGCAGGGGGAGCUCACACAUGGGGAAUGGGUCUACCGGGGAUGCACUGAGUACUUCAUCAACACAAACAUAGAGGUUUGUUUUCUGUUGUAGAUAUGUGUGUGAUAUACUUUAUUUUGGUCUUUUACAUAAUUUUUUUUUACCAUUACUUUAGGUGUGUGUUAUUUUGUCUUAUAAAGAGAAAGCCAGCUGUGCUUGUUCCUCUCUGUGACUUCCCCUGUAGGAGAUCCCUGAGAAUGUUGAAGAUUUUGCCCACCUGGCCCACCUGCACACACCAGGCAUUGUAAGUGGGGUUGACCUGCGCUACACCAAUAGCAAGACCUGGGAGUUUGUGAGGCAUGACUGGAAGGUAAGGGCUUCCUGACCAUGUGACCAUGCCACUCAGGGCCCUAGUUAUAUAUACGUUUAGAACUUCUUUAAAUGGUGCCUCAAUGGUGUGUCCUUACAAAUACUUGAUGGAGCGUGUGUGUGUGCGUGUUCAAAGUGCAAUGGGAUUCUGAAUCUGAGCCCACUAACCACUGCUCCCAGAUGCUGGUGAAACAUGCCCUUGCUGUGUUUGGUGGCCACUGGCCUCAACUGGACGUGGAUGUAGUGGCUCGACAGGAACAGAUGAUCACUCACAAAAAGAGACAGGCAGGCAGACAGAAAGACAGGCAGACAGACAAUCAGACAGACUGCCCCCAGGGCAGCACUAGAUAGUGUUCUGAAAAUGAUGACCCUAGGGUGCUGCAUUCAGUCAUAAAACACAGCUGAAGUCAUCAUUGUCAACAAGUGUGUCAGCCAAGGCCACCCAGUGCCAAGACUGCUCUUGGUUUUAGCCUCUCCGUCAGCUUAGAUAUAUAUCACCGUCUCCAAGGAAUAAACUGGCCAUUCAGACAGCUUUGUCACCUCUUGUUUUCACUUGACUGUGCUUUGGAUCUGUGUACACGGCUGCUUCCAAACAAGCUGCCUCAGCCACUAUGAUGAUGCUGAACAAGCCCUUUGGCAGUGUGGAGACGACCUAUAACUCUGUGUUAGGUCAACUGGGGUUGGAGAGUGUGGUCCCUGGUUGCUGUAGAGACAGAACAUGAAAUAGUAUCCAAACACUCAUCAUAGAAAGCAAAUAACAUUCAUCAUAGUAUUGUAUCAAUAACAGUGUUUCAGUCUGAUGUGCCCAGCAAUAUAAGCCAAUUACAUUUGUUGAUGCAUGGUCAAUUUAGCUCCACCCAGAAUUGUGUAUACACUAUGUUUUUUACACGCACAUAAUGUGUAUGUGUCCAUAAUAUACAGUAUGUCUGUAUUCCAGGUGGGUCCAGGGCUGGUGUUCCUGCUGUUUGACCACAGUUUCCUGUGUCGGACACACACACACACACACACACACACACACACACACACACACACACACACACACACACACACACACACACACACACACACUGCAGUGGAGCCUCUACUGCAGUGUAUCCCACUCCAUCUUCUACCAGUACAGCCAAUGAUCAAACCGUUCUCAAUGUGGUACAUCAUAUUACAAACACCACGAAUAUCAUAUGCAUGUCAAUUCAUACACCUUAUUAGUAUCCUUAACCCCUCAAAGUCUAAGCCCUAAUCUAUAUGGAAUUGUUUUAAGAAGGUCAUGCCAAGGAUCAUUUAGCUAUUUGAUGUACAAUUUUAAGACCCCUUGAAGUAUAAAAAAAAGAUAUCUAAAAAAAUUACAGUAUUAGAUUUUUAAAAAAAUGGGCCUUACUGCUAUUAGCCCAUACAAACGCAUUGAAUAACAAAUUCACUACAUGGAACAACAGAUAGUCCCAAAAAAAUAUCAAGUGUCUCUCCUAUAUCUGAAAAAUAUAAGACAGAUCAGGAAACUUGUUUGUUUUUUAACCCCAUAUAUUUGGCAUUAAUCAAAUUCAAUUGAUCAUAAUCUGGUGAAUAUAUGGUAGAAUAUAUGAAGUUUAUUUCCAAAACGCUAUAUCCACCAAUUCAUCACUUUUGUGUAUUUAAUCAGAAACUAAUGCUCAUGGGUACCUUUUAUGUUUGUGUAAAAUAUUACUGUUCUCAGGUUUUUAAUUCAUAGAUUUGGUUGCAAAACGCCAUACACCCAUUGUUAGCUGGAAUGGAAUGUUCGUAUCCUGUAUAUUUAACAUACUGUUUAAAUUCAACACAUCAUAAAUCUAGCCUCAUGCUAUAUUGUUUGGUUAGAGUUAGGCCUUGUCCCAAAUGGCAACCUAGUCCCUAUAUAGUGCACUACUUUUGACCAGAGCCCAGAUCUCAUAUUAUUGUAUUAUGUCACAAAUCAUUUGUACAGUUCUUUAUUAAAAAUGUAAUUAUUUGUCACAUUUGACUGUGUAAUCCCUUGCAAUUAUACUUUAUUCUCUGAGAGUGAGGUAGGUACAUCUCAUUUUGCAUCAAAAUGUGAUUGCUUGCCUCUCUGAAAUUAAACAAAUACAUGUCUGUCAUUUAACAACCCCAUGCCAUGAUUAGAUGGGGGGAAACACACCAGUCUCUUCCAUAAGUUCAUUAAACUGUUGGAUUCUAGCUUGAAAUAUACUUAUUCAUGUUACCAUACUAGAACUUAGUGAUUACUUUACAUGUACAAGGAAUGUAUAUGUUGGGGGUCAAGGAAGGGUAAAGAAGAACUUUGUGUAUGGAAAGUUACUGAGUGAGAAAAGGUGCAGAAAGUUCAUAUUCUGUUCAAAUAUGUUAUUGUUGAAUAUGAAUGUUCCUAAGGAGGGAGGCAAAGGGCAACAGUCUAGUUUCAAUUCUUGAUGAGGCAGGUCAGUUGCUGAGGAACUAGGACCAUGAGGGAUGUUGAACUCAACUCGAGAUAAGGUCAACAGUUGAAGAGCGAAGACACUGCUGGAAGGGGGGCCACAUGGGUCCACUCCGAAGACCAUCUGAUUACAGUUCUAUCUCACACACACACACAUUUCCACGCCCAUGAGGGUCCUAGACUUAGGCAGGGCCAUGACAAUACCACUACUGUGUUUCUGCCUAAAAACAGAGAACAAGUGUUUAUCUUAGACAUGCAAGGAGUAACUCCGCCUAGUCAGAAGGUAUAAUAUGUGCUUGUGUUUGCAGCUGAAGCACCCAGCGGGUUGAAUAAACUUGGUUUGAGCUUUUUCUAGUUGUCUGUUUGAGUUUUUACUCUGUUUGUUCAGAACCUAACAAAACAAAAAAGCUAAUUUACCAACAUUUCUGAAAAUGGAUGAAUAACGUUUUGGAAUAAAACUUUUCAUAUGGUAGACUUAAAAAGUCACUAAUUGGCAAUUUUUUGCUUUUUAUGUGAACAUUCUUUUCAGAUUCAUCACUAUUUAUUUCAGAUGUGUAACUAACCCCUUUUUGUUCAGACUAUUUUGUGUCCCAGUUUGAGCGGGAUGUGAUGAUCUGGAACAAUAAGAAGUACAUCUCUAAACCCCUGCUGGUGAAGGAGGACUCUGCCAUCCAGAAACACAGGCGCUGGUUCAGUCAGUUCUACAGCGACAAUAGCCCUCGCCUGCACUACCAGCAUAACACCCUGGACUUCUGA
Molecule: messenger RNA, 3607 nt
Organism: Coregonus sp. 'balchen'
Lineage: Eukaryota; Metazoa; Chordata; Actinopteri; Salmoniformes; Salmonidae
Source: the annotation of a GenBank genome assembly